Annulohypoxylon truncatum is the source of this 2247-nucleotide messenger RNA. RefSeq lists its product as uncharacterized. NCBI's taxonomy places the organism in Eukaryota, Fungi, Ascomycota, Sordariomycetes, Xylariales, Hypoxylaceae. The record is from RefSeq and is a predicted model, not a curated record. The coding region runs from base 1 to 2247 and encodes 748 amino acids. The transcript has 4 exons.
AUGGUUGUCUCCUCUAUGCAGCAUCAUCCCCACCACUCGCAGGGUCCGGCGCCUCCCCAGCACCUACAGCAUCCUCGGCCCUCGAGUAUCGUUCAUCAGCAACAUCACCAAGCGCCGCCGCAGCAGUCGCAGCACCCUUCCGCGUACUCGUCUACUCAUUCUAUACAGCCCGCCUACCAACAAACAGGACACGCUCCCGCCGCACAACACGCGCAAGACCUGCCUUACUACGCUCACCAGAGCCCCUACAGCACUCCCGGUACGACGAGCGGAUAUACGUCCGCAGACACCUCCGACAUGAUGGCCGCAGCUCAGAUGCCUCGACCCUAUCCUCCAAUGUCUUACCAUACGCCUCAAUCCAACUCUCCAGCUUCCGUCGCGUCGCCAUCCGGUCACGAUCAGCACCGAAGUAUCUAUGGCCAACCAACAUCACAGCUUCAACCUCAAUCGAUGUACUAUGGCGCGCAACAACCGCAAUACUCAUCUCUACCUCCGCAGGCACCUUCCCCGUACCAGCAGCACGCUCAGCAACCACACCAGCCCAUGGCGUCGCAGCCGAAUAUGAUGAUGUCCCAUACGGGACCGCAACACCAGAUGACCCAGCACGCGAGCCAACACGCGCAACCAGGAAUGACGGGAAGCCCGCGACAUACCAAGAUGGAGCCGCAGAUGCCUUCGCAAUUACAGCGACCUACGCCUGGACCGUUGGGGACGUCUCAGCAACCUCAAAAUGGUGGUCAGCUAUCAACCCCUACUGGCUCGUCGACGCCUGGCGUUAACAACAACAAUGCGGCGCCGGGACCCAUCCCGGCUACGACCCCGCUAGUUGUCAGGCAAGAUAAUAAUGGUGUUCAAUGGAUUGCGUUCGAGUAUUCUCGUGAUCGGGUAAAGAUGGAGUACACAAUCCGUUGCGAUGUCGAGUCUGUGAACACCGAUGAGCUUGGCAGCGAUUUCAAGACGGAGAAUUGCGUCUACCCUCGAGCAUGCUGCCCCAAGGACCAGUACCGCGGAAACCGAUUGCAGUAUGAGACGGAGUGUAACACCGUCGGAUGGGCGCUGGCUCAGCUUAACCCGUGUCUCCGUGGCAAGAGGGGACUUAUUCAGAGAGCGGUCGACAGCUGGCGCAACAGCAACCAGGACCCCCGACUGCGAAGUCGACGCGUUCGUCGAAUGGCCAAGAUGAACAAUCGCAAGGCGGUUCAGACUCCCCACUCCGCGCACAUGUCCGGUCCCAGUGGCCCGGCAGGGAUGUCUACCCCCGGAUCAAUUGGCCCUGGCGGCGGUACGCCCAUGGGGAAGCCUGGGAUGAGUAACAUGGGUCCGCAGAUGCAUCACCACCACGCCCACGAAGGAGGCGCCCAAGGCGGAGGAGAUGAAGUCGGGGAUGGAGAGUAUGUGGAUGGAUCUCAUCAUCACCACCAUCAAGCUCCUACGGGGCCAGGAUCUAGAAACUCGGCCGACGUGCGCCCAGCUCAAGUAUUUACCGGUUACCCCCAACAAUACCCUAGUCACUCCGCCUCGGAAUCGUCCAUGCCACCGAUGCAUGACGGUCUUGGCGGUUCCCACCAUAAUACUAUCGUAGCUCGACGUACGGGACGGGAAGAUGAAGAUGAUGAUAAAAAUCCGGAAGGCCUAUUCCCUGACUUGCCGGACGCUAAGAAGCGAAAGUUCAUUCUCGUCGAAGAUAACAAACGUAAUGCUCGCUUGCGAGUACGUGUCAUGCUCGAAGAUGUGAACCCUAAGGAGAUUCCUGAUUCAUUUCGCAAGAGCUCUGCCGUCUUCCCGCGUAGCUAUUUCCCGCGGGAGAUGCAGAGUCCGCCCCCUAGUGCCACGGGAAGCCAAUUCUUUCAGGACGACUUGAGCGACGAUAAUGUUGAAGUCGACGGUCGGCGAGUCGGACGCCCUCGAAGGGAUGCUAUGAGGGAGCGCGUCAUGGUGAAGGCACCCAUGUCCGAUGGCAACGAAGCCGAAGUUGCUAUCCCGAGAAUCAGAAGAGGUUCGCGCAUAAAGGAAGUGCGACUGAACGACCUGGCCUACCGCAUGGCGUGGAUGCAUAGUCGUGUCUUUGCUGGAAGAACUGUUUUUCUCCAGCGAGCGCUCGACUGCUAUCGGAAUAAGACCUGCACCUCGAUCGAAGGCGCCACCCAAGACGUAAGGACCACGGUGCCGCAUUACGAAACAAGAGUCGGCAAGAGAAGAUGGGGUGAACGUGAACGCCGCGGCGAAAAGCGUGACGAAGAGCCCUAG